AUGUCUUCCGACGCUAGUUCUCGCGGUUCCGUCUCCGACCACUUCCGUUCUCGCACCUCAUCUGAUUCUUCGGGUCGUAUAUCAUCCGUUGAUCGAUUCCGGGCCAAUUCUUUUGAUGACGACCUGGAGUCCAACUUGCCUCCUCAUCGACAGAACUCGUCGAGGUCGUCUGACGCCGGCUCUUCUGUUCUUGUGGCCGAGCUGCAACGUCGCGACUCGCCCUCUCAGCGGGAUCUUGUCGGGGCUACCUCGAUCGUUCCCUUCAUUCCUAGUCUCCGAGAUGAGGAUAUUGGUGAUGUUAAGUUUGACGAUCUGGAGGCAGAGCCUGAGUUCGUCGAGAUGCCUUUCGGGGUUCCCGGACCGUCUCCCUAUCACGUUGACUUCCUGGGGCCGACCCGGACGUCAUUUGAGACCCUCGCAUAUACCCUCCAUUAUUGUGACGCUCCGUCUUCGAUUGAAACUCGCAUUCCGGCCCUAUCCGAGCGGCCUUGGUCCGCUCCGGCCGGCUUCCUCUGUGUCUAUGAGAGUUUCUUUACGGAAUGCGGUCUCACCUUUCCGAUUCCGGGCUUCCUGCUUGAAUAUGUAGCGAGGCGGGAGAUGGCUCUUUCUCAGCUUUCUGUUGCUGCCAUCCGGAAUGCGGUGGGCCUGGUUCGGCUGGCGAGUAGGUGCGGCGUGGUUGUCCGUUCUUCUCAUUACGAGGAGGUGACCAAGAUUAAGAGCCUCAGCAAGAAAAAGCCGGGCUUACACUACGUUCAGUCGUCCACGACUCCUAAGCUCGUCGACGAGGCCAAGAGCAAAACCAGUGACUGGUCGGCGGGAUACUUCUUUGUUAGGAUUUCGGCGGAAUCUGUUGAGGACGUUAGGAUUCCGAUCUAUACAGGGUGGAAAAUUUCACCCGCUCGUUUCCCGACGAUAUUUGAUCCAUUUCCCGAGCAGCUCAAGAAGGAUCUCGAAAAGAUUCGCGCUGAGGGUACAUAUAUCUGGCCAUCUACUAACAAAGUUGCUCGCCGCCCUUCUCGGAAUCCUUCACGCGGUCGCCGAGGUCGUAAAGCAAUGGGUAAGUUCGAUCUGAGUGUGGUUCCGGAUUAUGCCAGCCGUUACAAGGAGAAAAGGCCGGCCUUGGAGACUCCUGUGGCGAAGCCAACUCGCUCGGAGGAGCGACAAAUGAGGGAGGCCCUGAAGAAGAGUCUCUUAGAUCAGGGAGGGCGUCACGCCUUCCAGGCCGGAAGUUCUCGACCGUUGAGCCCCAACUCCGAGAGGGUAAAGAAAAACGAGAUGCUCGCAGCUCGCUCAACUCAGCAGGCCGGUGAGGGUGAUCGAGCUGUAAUCCUUCCCCCAAGUGACGAUCUCCGGGCCGUAGGAGCCCGAAGUGGCUCAGUCGAGCCUCUGAAUAGGAAGAGGCCGGCUGAUACGGGAGCUCGUCCGGUUGCCCAGAAGAGGCCUCGGGUCGCCGACCACCGGUGGUCGUACCGCUAUGUUGAUAGGGAUGUUCCCUUUACAUCUAAUGCGGAUGCCUGUGCUGCUCUAUUCCGCGAGAUGGGUCAUGGCCCCGGCUCGUUCCCUCUAAUUGAGGAUCUUCGGGAGCGGGAUGCGUAUACCGAGGCGGCCAGGAAAUCAUGCGAGGCGACUUUCGCGAUGAACCGCAUGGUUCAUCUCUACGAGCGCCGAGUUCGUCGGCUUUCGACCGAGAAUCCAAACUCGAGUGAUUAUCAGGCUGCCAUUGCUGCGGAGAAGGAGCGGGUAGAUCAAGUCUCGCGAGAGUUGGGUGCUGUUAAGGACGAGGCGGUGAAGCUUAGGGAGAAGGUCAACCUUCUCGAUCAUCACCGGAAUGGGCUGAUUGCGGAGAGGAACCGUUUGAGCGCCGAAGUGGAGGCAGAGAAGGCUCGGUAUGACGAGCUCGCUGUGAUCCUCCGCUCCGAAAAGGCCAGACUGCGAGAACGUCGUGCUGAGUACGGCGAGUACUGUAGAGGUAAAGCUCUUUCGAAGAUGGCCCGGCUGUUUCAGGCUCGUCUCACCCGUGUGCAGGCUCAUGUUGAGGAUACCCGUGCCGCGCAGCCCACUCUUCUGCUUUACAACCAGGCAGUCGGGAACCUUGGUUUUCUGAAGGCUUUAGUGGAAGACGGCGAGGUCGUCAUUAAGUCAGAGGAAACGCUUUCCAGGGUUGAGGCCGACGUGGCGCAGUACAGAGCUGAUCUUGCGGCCUUCGACGUAACUGAACUUCAGGAUGGCGAUUUUGACGCCUAUACCCUCUUUGCGGAUCGGGAUGAGGUUACUGAGAACCUUCAGUAUGCCGCUUCGGCUGCCAGUGGUAAGGACUUUGUCGGAGAUGACGAGGUCGAAGAAGACGCCGUUGACCAGGACACUCAGCAGGAGGUCGCAGUUGAAGCUCGUGAGACCGGGGCCGAACUUCAGGAUGGGGGUGGUCUUGAGAGCGAGGCCGCAGGCGCUGAGCAGUCUGGCGACGUCCAGGAGGUUCCACGGGUGGCUACUCCGUUAGCUCAGGUUGUCCAAGACGGGGAGGACGUUGAUAUCGAAGGCUGA
Arabidopsis lyrata subsp. lyrata is the source of this 2541-nucleotide messenger RNA. Its product is annotated as meiosis-specific protein ASY2-like. Bases 1 to 2541 code for a protein of 846 amino acids. The transcript is spliced from 4 exons. The record is from RefSeq and is a predicted model, not a curated record. NCBI's taxonomy places the organism in Eukaryota, Viridiplantae, Streptophyta, Magnoliopsida, Brassicales, Brassicaceae.